Messenger RNA from Ooceraea biroi (clonal raider ant), 822 nucleotides. RefSeq lists its product as uncharacterized. NCBI's taxonomy places the organism in Eukaryota, Metazoa, Arthropoda, Insecta, Hymenoptera, Formicidae. The record is from RefSeq and is a predicted model, not a curated record.
AAGUUGUUACAAUCGCAAUGUCAAACGUCACGUGCAUAGGAAAUCCCGAAGAAAAAUAUGUCGCAACAAUUGAUAAAAUCCGUGAUACCAUUCGCAAAUUGGAAGCAAGUUUGAAAUGCUCACGGGAAUUGGAAGCUGCUCGGUUUCUGCGUUAUUCUACUCUAAAAUCUCGCGAGAAAAUUUUGACGGAUGACUUAAAAAAAGCGAAAAUACGGGAUGAACAUAUGUUGAGUGAGCAGAGUAAAAUCAAUUUGAGUCUUACUCAUUUUGCUGGUAAUCUAGUCGAGAGAUCGCAUUUUUCAGAUUUAUUUCGUCAAAGUGUCACGGACAUUCAACUCGAUUCUGUAAACAUAUUACCGGAGACUUUAAAGAGACGAGUACAGAGAACGUGGCAUCAAAAGUAAUCUUUUUUUCACUAUUUUGAUAUUUCUAUAGACUGAUGAACUGCUACAACACAUUGCGUUUUAGAUAUGAUGCUUUGUUAUCGCAAAAUAAACGGUUGAGGAAGAAAAUUGUCGCGAUGGAUUGCACGUUGAAAGAAAAGCAAAAAGAGGUGCGUUUAGGAUUACAAUUAUAUUUCAAAGUUGCGAAAUACAUUUCGUACUUUGUAAAUAAUUUAAGAUUAUAAGAUAUAUCUUUAAUAUUUUAUCAAUAUUUUAAUCUUCAAUAUUUUACUCUGAGACACUUUUCAAGAAAUGAUCCAAAAUGUUACGUUUAUGUUAUAGAUUAGUACUUUACAACAGAGAUUGCUUAAUAUUGCGGAGAAUGUCGUGACUCCUGAAGAAAAUACAGAAAAGAUUUGCAGAAAAUGCUGGAUUCUAA